Messenger RNA from Hydractinia symbiolongicarpus, 3499 nucleotides. Its product is annotated as oxysterol-binding protein 1-like. The record is from RefSeq and is a predicted model, not a curated record. Bases 203 to 2674 code for a protein of 823 amino acids. Gene Ontology annotation, cellular component: intracellular membrane-bounded organelle; cytosol; membrane. NCBI's taxonomy places the organism in Eukaryota, Metazoa, Cnidaria, Hydrozoa, Anthoathecata, Hydractiniidae. The transcript has 10 exons. Gene Ontology annotation, molecular function: sterol binding.
AAAUCUUACUGCAAGCGGAGAACCUUUGGGUUGAAAUAAACAAAACCACAAAACAAAAGUUGUGCUUGUGCUUGUCAUAUUCUGUUCGUGUUCUUUAACCGGAAAUCAGUCAUCUUAGCUGUAGGUGAACAUUCCAGAGUACAGCUAGCAAUUUAUAUUUUUUUAAAAUGACAAGUUAGGCUGAGAAAACUUUAGAGGAAAGAUGCCUGAUGGUCGUGUUUGCCCUGAUCAAUUCAGGGGACACUUAUGGAAAUGGACAAAUUAUAUUAAGGGAUACCAAAAGCGAUGGUUUGUCCUAUCUAAUGGCUUGUUAUCAUAUUACAGAUCUCCUGCUGAGAUGAAUCACACAUGUCGUGGUACAAUCAAUCUGGCUGGUGCAUAUAUAGAUACAGUUGAUUCGUGUUCGUUUGUAACCAACGGAGGAAGCCAAGUGUGGCAUUUAAGGGCUGGUUCUGAAGUUGAACGACAAAGAUGGGUUACAGCACUUGAGUUAGCUAAAGUUAAAGCUAUUAAAAGUUUAGCUUCAGGUUGGUGCUAUGUUUUCAAUGGAUUGAUGCCUUCUUAUAAAGAUGAUGACAGUGAUAGUGACAGUGAAGAUGAAAUUACCAUUAAAAUGAUCAGCACAAAGUUAGACGACCUUAACACAUGCCACAAUCUAGUUAACAACCAUGGAGGAGCAUUGCAAAAAGCUAUAGGUGAUCUUGUUGAUAAGGAUCCAUCUCGAGCAGCAACACCUCUUGAAAAAACGCAAAAAGAUAUCAAAGAUGUGGCUGCACAGAACAUGCGUUUGGUUAAUGAGAAAGCACAACUAUUUCGAAUUACAUCGAAUGCCAUGAUUAACGCAUGUGCAGAUUUCCUAGAACUAGCACAGUCAUACGAGAGAAAGUUUUCUCGCCUUCUUAAUACUGAGCGAGGAAAGAGAAUGAGACUGGAAGAGACAGUUGAAACACUUGCCAAGCAGCAUAUACAAUUGGAGAGAGCCUGUGAAAUUGAAAAAGUCAAAGAGAAGCAAAAGUCCUCAACAACGGUUGAAAGUCCUACCAUAAAAACAUUUGAAAUGGCUGAACACGAUACUGUUGAAAAUGAAAAUGAGUCCGAUGAUGAUUUGUUUGAAGAUGCAAUGUCAGACUUUCCUGAGGCAUUUCCUGGUCACACUUCCCCUGAAAAAGAGCAGUUAAAUAUAUACCGGGACUUUGAAGAGUCCACUUCAUUAAAUGAUGACUCGUCUGUCGCUUCUGGGGAAAUUUCUAUGCAAUGUUUGAAUGAAAACACUACUGCAAAUUUUGACAUUAAGAGAUCUAACUCAGAACAAGUACUGACACAACAAAAGGAUUCUGGUCAUCGUAGAUGGCUAUCAGAGGAUGUAACUGGUGGAACUUUUGGUGCACUGAUCCAACGAGAAGACAUACCGGUUGAUAAACCAUACAAACAUCACAGACGGCAUAUACCAAAUCGACCGAACGCUAACCUUAAUUUAUGGAGUAUUAUGAAAAACUGUAUUGGAAAAGAAUUAACUAAAAUACCUAUGCCAGUAAACUUUAAUGAACCACUUUCAAUGACGCAGCGUUUAACUGAAGAAUUAGAAUACUCUGACUUACUCGACCGUGCUGCAUGUUGUGAAAACUCUCUCGAACAAAUAUGUUAUAUUGCUGCUUUCUCUAUAUCGUGUUAUGCUUCUACAGCCAUCAGAACUGGAAAACCAUUCAACCCUUUACUAGGAGAGACUUACGAAUGUGAUCGAUCAGCAGAUAUGGGUUGGACAUCUCUUGCUGAACAGGUUAGCCACCAUCCUCCCUCAGUAGCUCAUCAUGUGGAAGGACGAGGAUGGACGUUAUGGCAGAACUUCACUAUGAGCAGUAAAUUUCGUGGAAAGUAUUUGUUAGUAUCACCACUCGGCACAGCACACUGUAAAUUCGCGAAAUCAGGAAAUCAUUACACAUGGAAGAAAGUUACAACCUCUGUAAAUAACAUUAUUGUUGGCAAACUUUGGAUAGACCAGUCUGGUGAGAUGGAUAUAAGAAACCAUACAACUGGUGAAAAAUGUCAUCUUAAAUACCACGCGUACAGUUAUUUCUCAAGAGACGCUGCUAAGAAGGUUACUGGUUUUGUAGCAGAUGUUAAUAACGUAACGCGUUAUGUUUUAUCUGGUAUCUGGGACCAAAAAGUAGAAUGUGGAAAAGUUAUUUACAAAGAGCCCCACUUGGGCGGUUCUAAAGCACCUCAAGGAAUGCCCACGUCGAAAUCAGGGAAUCCUCAAACUUUGCCAGCUCAGUUGUUGUGGUCGAAAAAAGCAUUGUUAGCUGGUGCAAAACAGAUGUAUUAUUUUUCUGAAUUCACUUGUUCCUUAAACGAAAUGGAACCUGAUGUUUGCCCGACCGAUUCCAGAUUAAGACCAGAUAUAAGAAAAAUGGAAGAACAAAAUUUCGAUGAAGCGAACCGAGUUAAAUUGCAACUGGAAGAGAAACAACGCGGAGUUCGUCGAGCGCGCGAACAGGAAGCGCAAAUGGCUGUUGAAGCUGGAAGAGUGUACGCAGGUUACAAGCCAACCUGGUUCGAAUAUACUGAGGAUGAACAUAGUGAUCUGGGCAUAUACGUCUACAAGGGCGGAUAUUGGGAGGCCAAAGAGAAACAAGAUUGGGGAAAUUGCCCAGAUAUUUAUUUACAGCCACCGUAAUGACGAUUUAUUUUUUAAUUUAGGUGACACUGUCAAAGCAAAAAUGUUUACGGAGAUGCAAAGCAUGAAAAAUUCCCCAACGUAGAGGAUUUUCGUAUAACGUUUAGUUUCACGAUGAAAUUUUUGCUAUGUUUUAUACCAAUACCUUCGUACUGUAUUAUCACGUAUUGAGGCUUUUUCUGUAUAUAAAAAACUCUUUACUUUACAUACAAUCUUGAAACUAUAGUCUUUAUCCUCAAGUAUAGGAAAAAAGAUUUUCUGCAAGAAAUCACUAGUUUAUGUUUGCGCGGGGUGAGGGUUGUACUUUCAGAGAAUAAAUUUUAGGGAACCGAAAACUCACUAUUCGCAAAAUUUAAAAAAUGAAUACUAGCAAGUUUUAAUUUUUUUCUUAUUUAAAGGACGGUACACUGAGGCAGUUUUAAUACAUUUUUGGCACAGAAAGGUCCUGAAAAAUGGUAUAUAUCACAAAAACAUUUUUUAUCGCGAUAUCAGGACUUCCUUUGAAAAGUAUUUCGAGAAAAUUAGUUCUCGCAUAAAUGUUUCCCCUCUCGUAAAUUUAAUAAGAAAAAAACUGUCUUUCUCACCAAGACUAUUUUUAUUAUAAUUUCAUUUGAAACAGUAUUUCUAUACAAGUUCGACUUUAUGCUGAAGUUGUUGAAUAUUUUCCAAUGUUAUAACGUUUCGUUAAUACGUCUUUUUGAAUUUUUUUCUGUAGUUAGGUAGAAUGGAUCGGUGCUAUAAAACAGGUCAAUAUAGAUUAUAUAUUUCUAACGAAUGGAGAAUUUAUUUGUAUAUAUAUAAAAAAAAGACUAAAAUUGUAACUGA